Messenger RNA from Ceutorhynchus assimilis (cabbage seed weevil), 2173 nucleotides. Lineage: Eukaryota; Metazoa; Arthropoda; Insecta; Coleoptera; Curculionidae. The record is from the annotation of a GenBank genome assembly.
UCUGUAUGUUUAUUGUUUAUAUUUAUUUAAAUAAAUAUUUAAUUAAUUUUGUUACAUUUUAUAUUAUGUGAUGUGUUGAUAAUAUGAUGGCAGAUCCUCUAGUGUGUGGUGUUUCAUAAAUGUAUAAACAACAAUGUAGUGAAUUUUCAAAUAGACAAAACUCCCCAAAGAUGAACACCUCAUCAUGAAGAAACCUAAAAAAUCAUUCCUUUUGCACGCAUUCCUAUUCAUAAUCCUAAUAUGUUUAGUCUAUUUUGCCUUCAUUACUAUAAAUCUUAAAAAUAAUCCACCUCCCACACCUUCCAGUGCCGUGUUCCACAGUUUCACCACUAAUGCCUCAACGAUAACAAAAAAUCUUGACUACAAUAUAUGGCUUAUAUUCACAAAGGUAUCCACCAAAUCUCCAUUGACUGUUAAGUUUGAAAAUCUCCUUUAUAGUUUGUUGAAUGUUUCCUCGGUGCUUCUAAAUUUUAAUAUUAUUGUUGAUGAAAAGUCCAAGAGUAUUGCUUUACUUAAGCUCACUGAAAUUAUGGUAAAAGCUAAUAAAAGCAUGAAUUAUAAAUUCUACGAUGUACAGGAUUGUGCUAGGAAAAUUACAGAUAUUUAUGAUGCUAUGAUGCCUUUCUUUAGCUCAAAGCCUGGUACAUAUUACAGUGAUGCACUCUUUUACAUAUCCCUAGGAUUAUACAGGGUAGCUCCUAUAAAGCAAAAGAGAGCCAUUUUAUUAGACUGUGAUCUUUAUUUUAAAAAAGAUGUUGCUUUGUUAUUUGAGGAGUUUCAAUGGUUCAAAUCUACUGCCUUUUUUGGCUUGGCCCCAGAACUAACUCCAGUCUACAAACACAUUCUGCACAUGUACAAACGCAAACAUAAAACCACUUUUGGUGAAUUUUACCAUCAACGACCAUUAAGUCCAAGCAGUCCUAACCAUCCUAAAGGUUUCCAAGGUUACAACAGUGGAGUGGUCUUAGUAGAUUUUGAAAAACAACGGAAUUCCACAGAAUUUUCUAAAAUAAUCACCAAAGAAAGUGUUAUAAAUAUGACAGAAAAAUAUAAGUUUAGGGGGCAUUUGGGAGAUCAAGAUUUUUAUACUUUAUUAGGCUAUGAGUAUCCUGAGCUUAUACAAACAUUAAAUUGCGGAUUCAAUAGGCAAUUGUGUACAUGGUGGAGGGAUCAUGGCUAUAGGGAAAUUUUCGAUUAUUAUUUUAAAUGUGAUCAUCCCAUUGUGGUUUUGCAUGGGAAUUGUAAUACUAGAAUACCCAUGGAUUAUGUUAAUCCUCAGAAAAAUCUCACCUUGUGAUAAAAAAAGCUUAAAAGAGGGCUAAAAUUUUUUGUACAUUAGUACACAUCUGAAUUAUGUUAAGAAAUCUUUCUGAGAAAUAAUAGGUAUGACUUUCACAGUUCUUCUGUAGAUCGAACAUUUGAAAAAUGUUACUUUUGCAGUCUGGACUGUGAAGUUUUUUAUGCAAAACAUAGGAAUUAUUGAAACAUUGAUUUUGCUUGUUUAACAAAAUAAAGUUCAAUUUAACUUUUUGUUAAAAUCCAUUAGUUUGAUUCGACGUCUGAUUACUUCUCUUUAAUCUGGCAAUACUCAAAACAAUUUGUGAAGGGUUUCGGCAAUAGGGCGAAUUUUAAUGUUUUAUUAGUAUUUAUUUUGAUUUCAUUGAUUCAGCACCUACGCAAAGUCUCUUUGCACACUUGUUAGGAACAUAAAUAAUACACACCUAAUUUUUUUUUUUUAAUAACCUCUAGUUAUAGAACAAUCCUUGCCAUUAGAAAUUAGCCAUUCACAAAUAAUUUCUCAACAAGUGCAAUUAGUAGUUUAAUAUUAUUAUCAACCCUUAGGGUUAUAGAUUUUAUUUUAUUUUUAUUUUUUUCAAUUUUUAUUAUAGUAUCAGUUUUAUUAGUUUACAAAUAUAUUUUAAUAUAAAUUUGAUGUUGUACUUAAUAAAUAUUAUUUUACUCACAAAAUUCCUAACAACGAUAAAUAUUGUUUUAAAAAAGUUAACACACAUUUUAACACUAAAAAAGUUUUAAAACAGCAAAAGAGUAAUAGUAAUUAUUAUUACGUAAUGUUUUUAAAGUUUGUAAGCUUGUCUCAUCAUCAAAUCAAAAUAACAGUCGUUAUCUAUUGAGGCGCUGAUUGCUGCAUAGUAGUUGAAGAAUUCUUCUUUGG